This is a messenger RNA of Ectocarpus sp. CCAP 1310/34, 1306 nucleotides long. NCBI's taxonomy places the organism in Eukaryota, Phaeophyceae, Ectocarpales, Ectocarpaceae. The record is from the annotation of a GenBank genome assembly.
GUAUACAUAUCGUCGAACAGGUAUGUACGGCAUGCUGUCGUCGCGAUCCAAGAAUCGGUAUCACUGCCGUACUCUGUGCCCCUUUCCCUAUUACCGUAGUUUGCGACCCUGGGGGGUAUUGUUGAAAUCGAAGGGUCGCCGUGUACGAAAACCGCCGUGUUGCACCAUCCACUACACCAGAAUAGUGCCAUUCAUACUUGCCGCCACACGCCAGAUUUUUCUAAUUUUCGCAUUGUGCUGUCUGCCGCUUCUCCGUUGCUUCUCGCCUGCGUCAUAUAUCAUUCUUACAUGUUCCCGCCAUUUUUUCGCUCUCGCAGCAAAAGCAUGGCGCGCAAUUGCACCGCGCUUGCUGCUGAGCACGAUGUUACGGCAGGGUUUGUUGACCUCGGUAUAGACGAUCUGGAUGCCCACACGACUUUCAGCAAGAAUCCGAAUGCCACGGCCUUGAACGCGUUCAUCGACUACCUGUAUCUGAUGGACUCUUCCGUCAUUAUCCAAACCGGAUCGUCGUUCUCCUCCACAGUUGCACGUGUGAAGAGCUUGAAGUGCAGAGAGGUAGAACACCCUCCAGAAUUGCCUGUCAAAAGACUGAACGUGUGUUUGCCACAUGACUGCUAGGCGUUCGGAGUGGCACCGACACCUCGGAACUCGUCCGUGUUGCCGCGCCUGUGUUUCAUGGACAGUCCAACCGUCCGAUUGGAAAUUGCCGUUGCUGGCUUUAGGGCCGUCAAAACACGCAAGGCAACCGUGAUGUGCUUUUGCUUCGGCCACAUGUGGGCAAUGCAUUUGACGUGUAACUCAAGGAGCGUUUUGGUGGAUUUACAACAAGUAUUUGUUGUAGGAGCUUCGUGGGAUUGGAUCAAUACCAUGUCGGGGAAAUUGACGUGUCCAUAUGCACAGUAGCCCAGUAUGUCAGGGAUAUUUUAACCGAAACUGAUGGUACGACUGUCUAUCCCGUCUUGGUUCGUUGUCAGUAACGCAAUCUGUGGACGGUGUCAUCGGCAAUGCUCAUCGUACUGACCCGCAGCAAUAGCAUUAGAUGAAUUUGCCAGAAGCGUUGAGUGUUGAAAAGCGAGCUUCCGGAGAUAUUCUAGGAUGGUUGGAACAAGGAACAUUAUUUUCUGGAAGUUCGAGAACAGAUGUUCUCAAAUUGAAAAUAGUGUUGUCAGUCAGCGCCAUCCCCGAAAAAAAAUAAAAAAUCUUUGAUCAAGUGAGCCGUGUCACCCAAUUCAACUUUCAGAUCAAGGGAUGCGUGUGACCGAAAUGUAGACUGCUCAUAUACCAAAUGAUCCAUCUAAUCGAAAUC